Empidonax traillii (willow flycatcher) is the source of this 5872-nucleotide messenger RNA. RefSeq names its product protein scribble homolog. The annotation marks the transcript as partial. NCBI's taxonomy places the organism in Eukaryota, Metazoa, Chordata, Aves, Passeriformes, Tyrannidae. Gene Ontology annotation, biological process: neurotransmitter receptor transport postsynaptic membrane to endosome; neurotransmitter receptor transport, endosome to postsynaptic membrane. Gene Ontology annotation, cellular component: postsynaptic membrane; adherens junction; postsynaptic density. The transcript is spliced from 29 exons. The record is from RefSeq and is a predicted model, not a curated record. Gene Ontology annotation, molecular function: protein binding.
CUGACACUGACCAUCGUGCGGCAGACGGGGGGGCUGGGCAUCAGCAUCGCGGGGGGCAAGGGCUCCACCCCCUAUAAGGGGGACGAUGAGGGCAUCUUUAUUUCCCGUGUGUCUGAAGAGGGUCCUGCAGCUCGCGCAGGGGUCCGUGUCGGGGACAAGCUCCUGGAGGUGAACGGCGUGUCCCUGCACUGCGCCGAGCAUCACGUGGCCGUGGAAGCGCUGCGGGGGUCGGGAAGCUCCGUCUCCAUGACGGUGCUGCGGGAGCGGAUGGUGGAGCCUGAGAACGCCAUCACAGUCACUCCACUCCGCCCCGAGGACGACUACAGCCCCCGGGAGCGGCGCGGGGGGCUGCGCUUCCCCGAGCGCCCCGAGGGAGCGCCUGCCACCGAGAGAUAUUCCACCUGCCUCAUGCGGAACGAGAAGGGCCUCGGCUUCAGCAUCGCCGGCGGCAAGGGCUCCACUCCCUACCGGGCUGGGGACACGGGGAUCUUCAUCUCCCGGAUCGCAGAGGGUGGUGCAGCCCACCGGGACGGAAUCCUGCACGUCGGAGACCGGGUCAUCUCGAUCAAUGGGGUAGACAUGACAGAAGCCAGGCAUGAUCAGGCCGUAGCGCUGCUUACCGCGGCCUCCCCCACCAUCGUGCUGCUGGUAGAGAGAGAGGGCUCGGAGCAGCCCGGCGAGGGAGACUCGCCUGGCGCGCCCCGCGUGCGCAUGCACUCCCCCCCGCCGCUCCCCGGCCCUGGGGGCAGCCCACCCGAGGAGACGCCCGCGCCGCAGAGGAACCACCUCCCCAAAGGCCUGGAGGAUCAGUACCCCAUCGAGGAAAUCCACCUGGUGAAAGCGGGUGGUCCCCUGGGCCUCAGCAUCGUCGGAGGCAGUGACCAUUCCAGCCAUCCCUUUGGGAUUCAUGAGCCAGGGGUCUUCAUCUCCAAGGUCAUUCCCCGGGGCCUGGCAUCCCGCAGCGGGCUCCGUGUCGGGGACAGGAUCCUGGAGGUGAACGGCAUCGACCUGCGCCAUGCCACCCACCAGGAAGCGGUGAACGCUCUGCUCUCCAACGCCCAGGAACUCACCAUGGUGGUCCGGAGGGACCCGCCUCCGCCUGGUAUGCAGGAAAUAUGUAUUGAAAAGGCUCCAGGAGAGAAGCUGGGCAUCAGCAUCCGGGGUGGAGCCAAGGGCCAUGCUGGCAAUCCGUUUGAUCCCACCGAUGAAGGCAUCUUCAUUUCCAAGGUGAGCUCCUCUGGGGCUGCGGCCCGGGACGGCCGCCUGAAGGUGGGGAUGCGGAUCCUGGAGGUGAAUCACCAGAGCCUGCUGGGAAUGACGCACACGGAAGCGGUGCAGAUCCUCCGAGGGGUGGGCGAUGCGCUCCUCGUGCUGGUGUGCGACGGCUUCGACCCCAAGGCUGCAGCUGCCAUCGAGAUGUCCCCAGGAAUCAUUGCAAACCCUUUUGCUGCUGGCAUUGGGCGCAAGAACAGCCUAGAGAGCAUCUCCUCCAUUGACCGGGAUUUGAGCCCUGAGGAACUGGAGAUCCUGCAGAAGGAGAUGGAAAUGGUGAGAGAAGCAACUCAGUGGGAGAGAGAAGAAAUGGAGAAAGUGGAGCAGAUGCGUAGGGAGCGGGAGGCAGCCACGCAGCAGCUUGAGGAGGAGGUGGAGAGCAUCCCCAGUGAACCCCUGCGCCUGGACUACCGGACCCUGGCAGCACUGCCCAGCAGCGGCCUGCAGAGAGGCAACCGUGCUCCUGUUCAGUGUACUAAGCCCAGCUCCGGCAUGGAGGGUGACUGCACGGUGCUGUCCCUGCCCUCAGCAUGGGACAGCCGGGAAGCGUCCCCGGACCCGGCAGCGGGUGCAACCAGUGGCAGUGUGGCUGGGCCCCCUCAGCACUCCACGUCACCCCAUCAGCAGAGGAGCGGGGCGGAACAACCCCGGGGAGACAAGCAGGACUCCUCAGGGCGUCCCUUGUCCCAGGAGCAGCUUCCAGAAACGCCAGAGCCGGAGUGCCUGAUCGACUCACAGCCCAUCCCCUUCAGUGAGAACCCCUUUGUGGUGGCCAACCGCAGGGGCAAGGCUGCGGGCACAGCCGGCCUGGGAGGGCCUCCCCUGGGCUAUGGCAGCGGGGGCGUGCUGAAGACCAGCCUGUACUCCAAGGCUCCUGUGGGCGAGUCUGGGACAGGAAAUUCCAGGCGUGAAACCCCCUAUUCUCCCAGUAAUCUGCAGGCUUCCAUUAACUUCAUUACGUCGCAGGAUGACAAUAAAUCAACCAAGCCUGGCGUCAUUCAGCCUCUGUCCCGCGUGCGACAAAGCGCUGCCUCGCACACUGCGGAGGAGGGGGACAGCCCCAACCCCUUCCAGCAGCCCGAGCCAUGCUUCAGGAUCCACAACUCUCAAAAGCCACCGUCGCCACCCUCCCCUGACGAGGUCCCCAUCAAUGUCAAGCAGGCCUACAAGACCUUCGCAGCAGUGCCCCUGUCCCACCCGCUGCUCGGGACGCAGGAACUGUCUGGUCAGAGCAGCACAGAGAACCCCAAAAUGGCCUCGGAGGUGGCUGGUCACAGGCCAGGGGGACAGCACAGCCCCGAGCAAAGGUCCUUCCGGGAGAGGCAGAAGUAUUUUGAGAUCGAAGUGAAGCAGCAGCACCUGGACAAGCCUCCUAAGCGUGUGUCCUUGGUGGGGGAGGACGACCUGAAGAAAAUGAAAGAGGAGGAAGCCCGCAAGCUGCAGCAGCAGCGAGCCCUUCUGUUGGAGGAGGAAGCUGAGGAGGAGGAGGAGGUGAGGCAGGUGCCUGAGGCCGUGCAGUCCAGUGUCAUCAUCGAGGGUGUCGAGUACAAGGUCGAGAGGCUGAACGGAAGGAGCAUCCAGGCUCCAGCAGCUCGGCCCUCAGAGCUCAGUGAGAACAGCAGCUUGCAGAGGAAUUCUCUGGAAGAGGGGAUCAAACCUGAGCAGGGAACCAACUCCAUGUCAGGGCUGAGCCCGUCGUUCCCGGGGGAUCCCGGGGCUCCGGUGCGGACGGCCAAGGCCGAGCGGCGGCACCAGGAGCGGCUGCGGAUGCAGAGCCCGGAGCUGCUGAGCGGGCAGGAGAAGGAGAAGGAGCUGUCUCCAGCGGAGCGCCGGGCUCUGGAGGCCGAGAAACGAGCCAUGUGGAGGGCAGCACGAUCCUCAGCUCUUGAAGACAGUAUUAAACAGUACGAGCAGGAUCUGGCCAGGAAGCUGUACCAGUCCCGGCAGUGGGCACCUGCUACCGGGGCCAGGCCAGCUCAGAUGUCUAGCCCAGUGCAGAGUCACGCCUCAAGAAUCCCUGGGUCAGGAGGCCAAUCCAGGAUGAAAUCACUGGAACAGGAUGCUCUGAAAGCCCAAAUGGUUAUUGCCAAGUCCAAGGAGGGGAAGAAACGCAGCACACUGGAGCAGCUGGCAGAGUCGCCAUCGCCCGCCCCGACGCCGUCCCCAACACCGCUGGAAGAUUGCAGCCCCAGGAACGUCACUUCCCCGGGAAGGCUGUCCAUGUCUGAAAAGAAGUUUGACUACCGGGAAUUUGCUGCUAUUCCUUCCUCCAAACCUGUUUACGAAAUCCAGUCGCCCGAUGCAGCUGAUGACCUCAGAUACGUCGACGACCGAAAUAAUUCAGUUCCCCGGGAGCAGGAUGGGCAGCCAGAGGAAGAGGACACGUUAGGACCACGGGAUCCAUCAGCACCAACUCCCUCAGCCCUGGAGGACAUGGCCCUGUACAGCAGCAAGCGCAAGCUCCGACACAGCCGGCGCAGUUUGGAGACCGCUGUCCCCACGUAGGUGACCCGACACACCUGGGCGAUGGACGAGCCCGGCACAGCCCUCCUGAGCUUCCUGUGCUCCAGGGACAGCACCGGGCUGCCACCCUGCCGCCUCCAGACUCUGGAUGGGACCUGAACAGCCUGGGAGCUCUGCGGCCAACUGACUCCUCCGAGGCUGUUGAACCACCCUCGUUUCUCACCCAACAGCGCACUGGGGCACGUCCCGAAAAUGGGACAACACUGGACUGACUGCUGGCAGAUGGAGAGGAGGGGUGGGCAGGACAGUGGGCAGCUCGUUAGCCUGUAUAUAUUGUGUGUGGGGAAGGGUAGGACAGGGAGAACGUAGGAGUGUGAGUGUGUUGGGCUCCAGCUGUUACUGCCUCAACUCGGUUUUUGUAGUGGUUAAAAGGAGCUUUUCCUCUGGUGGGAAUCGGGAGGAAGGUCCAGCCUGCCUUUACUCCUAUUUAAUUUUCAGUCUUUUGCCAAAAAGCAUCUCCUCCCACCUCCUGCACUGUGUCACCUCACUUCCCUCCUUUGGGAGUGUGUGGGAAUGGGAAGCUUGGAGGCAAAAAAACAAAAAAAAAAGGUAAUAAAAAGGAAAAAAAAAAAAAACCUGCAGAAUUCCAGCAAAGUGCCUCCCUCUGCCACUGACACUGUGCUCAAGGAACAUGCCAGAGCCUGGGCCAGCUCUGUGCCACCUGCCUCUGUCCUGGUGGGACGCUGCUCCUGCUGGGACCCUGUGCAGUCCUGGGGACAGGUCCUUCCCUGGAUGGACACGUCGCCGUGUGUCACGUGGCGUGGGCAGCUCCGCGAGCACACGCGUGUCAGAGGAGGCCAGGCUCUGUCUUCUGUAGCACUGGGGCUGAACUGGUGGACUGGGGCAGGAAUGGGACAGAACCGACAGCUGUAGCAGGGGUUUAGGGUGCGUGUGACAGCAACGGGGAGCGGGAUAGUUGAGGUAGGACACGGUGGCAGAGGUGGGAGGUGUGACUGCAGUACCUUAGUGGGUUAGGAUUCAGAAACUCGGAAUGGGUAGGACGUGGCGUUGCUGGGGUCAGAUUGAGAAUUACAGGGUCUUACAGGUAGGAAUACUGGUGGGGAGUCCACAGUGUCCAUGGCUGGCUGUGAGGUGGAGGAGGGUGGCACGGGAGGCCGUGGGGCUGGCAGGGAGCACUGGGAGCACCACGGAGCAGGACGGGGCUGGCCUGUGCCUUGCAAUAACUACACCGUUCCACUUUGCCAGCUCGUUGGCUUCAGGCCCCUUUCCGUGGAGAACAGGGACAAGGAAUGUUUGCCCAAGCGAGAGGGGAAAAGGAAAAGGAAAAAUGAGCAGGGGUGUGAGUCCUUGGGUGUGAGUUCUGGUUUCCACACGUGGAACAAGGGCUGCAAGCAGGUUCUGUGUCACGUGAGCUCUGCAGAUGUGGAGGUCACAGCUGCUGCUCCCAGCUCUGCCAUCAACCUCUGCUGCCACUACUGAGGGGAAACAGCCCCCUUUCUUUUUUUUUUUUUUUUUCCACUGCCUCUAACUGGGAGGAAGGUCCAAGCUCGGCCUGAUCCCACUCCCCGUCCAUUGGUGCUUUCUGACUCCCCAGCAAGACCAGGGUUGCACCUUGAGCCUCACAGUGGCUGGGCAGCAACAGGCACAUCUGCUUGUACAUUUGCUGAAGGAAAGAAACGGAUGCAGUUUUCUGGGUGCAAGUUUUUUGUUGAGCCUCUCCCUUCAUGCCAAAAUCCAGUGGAUCAUUUUAACUGGCCCUGUAUGCUUCGAUUUUACAGAUCUGUGAAGGGGGAACUCUGAUAAUCUCUCAUUGCAGCCGUGGCUGCUUCCAUCAUCAGCAAUUUGAGCUUUUUCCUUUUUAAAUCUAAUUUUAGCAUUUGCUUUUUAACAACAGCAGUUUUGGAAACAGUCCUGGCUGGGUUUUGGUGACUAACUUGUGAUUCUUCUCUCCUUUCCCUGUGCGGUACCUGGUGCCAGGCUCUGGGUUCUUUCCCGUUCUCUUCUGAGAGACUCUGAGGGAAAAUUAGCGCAUCAAGACUGUAACUAGUGAAAUUUGUACAACCAAAGAAAUCUAUUUUGUGGUUCAAGGAUAAUAAAGUUUACUUUACAUUUUAGA